AUGGCGAUGACAACAGUCGAAAGUCCAACGGCUUCGAAGCCUAAAGACCCGACUGUGCCGAUUUCGACUCCCUGUGACCCGUGGCCACGGCCGUAUUUCUUUGAGAAUGGCCUCAGAAAGGUGGCCCCGUAUCAUUUCACUUACAACACCUGGUGCAAGGAGCGUUGGCGGAACCGAGGGCUAUUGGAGAUCUUCUCAAGCGAGUUUAGAGAUCGACCCCUAGAGUAUUACAGAUAUGCUCUUGAAACCGGUCACGUAACCGUGAAUAACAAGGUUGUUUCGACUCCCAACGACACAGUGAAGAAUGGCGACGUUAUUUCGCACACACUCCACCGCCAUGAGCCACCAGUGUCUGCCCAGGCGAUCGGUAUCAUACACGAAGACGACGAUAUCAUCGUCAUCAACAAGCCGGGAGGCAUCCCGGUGCACCCGGCCGGCCGGUACAAUUAUAACUGUGUGGUCGAGAUCAUCCGGGCCGAGCGGAGCUACGAUUUCAAAGCAUUGCCGUGCAAUCGCUUGGAUCGCCUAACCAGUGGACUCAUGUUCAUCGGGAAGCACCCGAAAGCUGCGGACAAAAUGAGUAAGUCACUGAAGGAUCGAACGGUGCUGAAGGAAUACGUCGCAUGCGUGGCGGGCGAGUUCCCCGAAGGGGAGGUGGUCUGCGAGAAGCCUAUUCUCCAGAUCAGUCCGAAGCUGGGGUUGAAUCGAGUGCGAGCGGAUGGAAAGUCGGCGAAGACGGUGUUUCGACGAUUGGCAUACUACCCUCCAUCUCCAUCCGAGACAGAGGAGAACAGCGAUGAUUCGUCGACAAGUCCCUCCGUCCACGACGAUGGUAUGCCUUGGAAACGGCAUAAAGGGUACUCGAUUGUUCGUUGUCUUCCAUUGACUGGAAGGACCCACCAACUGCGGGUACAUCUCCAGUUCCUCGGCCAUCCCAUCGCAAAUGACCCGAUCUACGCGAACCAACGAGUUUUCGGCCCGUCGCUCGGAGCGGACGACGAUAGCGCUUCCAACGACGACGACAUCAUUUCACGACUGGACAGGAUGGGCAAGCAGGAGGUCGCGGAAGCCGUCGCGUACCAUGAUGAGGUGGUGGACCGGUAUCAAAAGCAAAAGGCGGAGCGGUUGACGGGCGAAAUGUGUGACGUCUGCCACGCUCCGCUGUACAGUGACCCGGGGUCACAUGAGCUUGGUAUCUGGCUGCAUGCGAGGAAAUAUGCUUGCUCGAACGGGAAGUGGAGCUACGAAUCACCUCUGCCGGACUGGGCCCUCCCGCCGGCGGGCGUUGAGGGGCCGAAAGAUGCGACGGAUGAUACCGAUCCAUUGACGAGCGAAGUGGCCAAGUUGACGUUGGAGAAAGAGGCGCAGAAGGAGAAUGCCAAAGCUUAG
Messenger RNA from Eremomyces bilateralis CBS 781.70, 1389 nucleotides. Its product is annotated as pseudouridine synthase. The record is from RefSeq and is a predicted model, not a curated record. The coding region runs from base 1 to 1389 and encodes 462 amino acids. Gene Ontology annotation, biological process: pseudouridine synthesis. The transcript is spliced from 3 exons. Lineage: Eukaryota; Fungi; Ascomycota; Dothideomycetes; Eremomycetales; Eremomycetaceae. Gene Ontology annotation, molecular function: pseudouridine synthase activity; RNA binding.